AUGACGAAGAGCUACAGGAAGGAGGGACUCAUGAUCUACUUGAACGGAACGAGCCCCUUCUUGGGGGUUUACAAAGCAGAACUCGUUGGUGAAGUCCUGAGCUCACCGAGUUUCGCCGAAAAACUUUAUCCAUACAAUUACCUGGAGGGAUGGCUUGGAAAGGGCUUGAUCACAAGCAAAGGAUCCCUGUGGAAGAAGCAUCGACGACUGCUGACGCCCUCGUUCCACUUCAAAAUUCUUGGAGAGUUCGAGAGCGCAAUCAGUGAUCAUGUGUCACACCUAAUCGAAACAAUGAAAAAAAAUCCGAGGGAUUUACUCGACGUGGAUUUGUCGAAGUGGGCCAUCGACUGUACCAUUAACGUCCUCUUGGAAAUCGUCAUGGGAGUGGACCACGUCGGACCGAAGGAAAAACAAGAAUAUAUCGACAAUGUGGGCUUAAGGCUCUACAAGCCUUGGAAUUUGAUCGACGCUUGCUAUGACCUCACCCCAGACGGCAAGACCUAUAAGCGUGCCGUGGCGAAGUCUCGCGCUUUUACCGUCAAGGCUAUCGAGCGGAAAAUUCAGGAACUGAAGGAGCACUCAGAGCGUCCGGAAGGGCGUCCGAGCCGGAAAAUCGCGUUUCUUGACUUGCUGGUCGGACUCUACUUGGAUGGAGAGCAGCUAUCCAUCGAAGAGAUGAUUGAUGAAGUCGAAACAUUCAUAUUUGCCGAGACUCGAUUAAGGAAUACAUAUCCUAUGUCUCAGGGCCAUGACACCACAGGAAGGGCGAUCGCUUGGGCUCUAUUCCAACUGGGCCACCUCCCCAAUAUCCAGAAGCAACUCCGCGAAGAGUUUGUUUCCAUUCUCGGCACAAACUCGGCCUGCGUUGGUGCUAACGAGAAACUGAAGGAGCUCAAAUACUUCGACAGAGUCCUGAAAGAGUGCAUGAGACUCUACCCAUCCGUUCCCGGAUUCUGUCGUGAACUUCGCGUAGUUCUGGUGAAUAUCUUGCGGAACUUCGAAAUACGCAGCAAAGCUCCCCUGGAGGGCAUCGAGAUGGCCGAAGAAAUCGUAUUGCGUCCGAAGCGGGCCCUGGCCGUGGACUUCAUCCGCUUGGAGUAG
This is a messenger RNA of Galendromus occidentalis (western predatory mite), 1101 nucleotides long. Its product is annotated as cytochrome P450 4V2-like. The record is from RefSeq and is a predicted model, not a curated record. Bases 1 to 1101 code for a protein of 366 amino acids. The transcript is spliced from 6 exons. Lineage: Eukaryota; Metazoa; Arthropoda; Arachnida; Mesostigmata; Phytoseiidae. Gene Ontology annotation, molecular function: monooxygenase activity; oxidoreductase activity, acting on paired donors, with incorporation or reduction of molecular oxygen; iron ion binding.